This is a messenger RNA of Myripristis murdjan (pinecone soldierfish), 7830 nucleotides long. It is a transcript of the gene leng8, whose product is annotated as leukocyte receptor cluster (LRC) member 8. NCBI's taxonomy places the organism in Eukaryota, Metazoa, Chordata, Actinopteri, Holocentriformes, Holocentridae. The coding region runs from base 309 to 2831 and encodes 840 amino acids. The transcript is spliced from 15 exons. The record is from RefSeq and is a predicted model, not a curated record. Gene Ontology annotation, cellular component: nucleus.
UCACUUAACUGCCAUUUUGUACCGGAGAAACAGCUCGGUCAGACGAAGCUAAACCCGAAGUUGGCCUAUUAAAAUUCACUUAAUUUAGUAUUUUGUAAACCUGGUCAAGAUAUUUGACGUUUGGCCUGUUGGCGUAGGUAGAGUUAGUUUCGUUUGGUCCUCUUGCAGCAAGUUAAUGUCGGUUAUCACGUCGGACUUCAUCUUGUUUACCUUGUGGCCUUAACUGCCGGAGCACAGACCCGCAGCUAACGUUACCCGCUAGCGUUAGCAUUAGCUUGCUAACGUAAUCUAGCCUGGUCGGUGGCGAAAUGGCGGCCAACGCGACACAGACAACCCCUACAACCAACUGGUCUUAUGGGGCUGCCCCAGAAGGCCAGGUUCAUGAAAACCCAGAGUGGGAGAAGGCAAGACAGGCUCUUGCCUCCAUAAGCAAGAGUCAAAGCGCUACCAAGACUGCACAGGCAAGCCGGACUACAGCAGAGGCUGGUCAGUUUCAGCCAGCAGUGACUGACACUGCUGCCGUCCAGCAACAGCAGUACUACCAGUGGUACCAACAAAAUCAACAGCAGUAUCCUGGAUACCCGUAUCCCUAUAACUACUACUAUCCCAUGAGCCCAUAUGGAGCCACCUAUCCACCAAGUCAGUAUGGCGUACCUCCAGGCCCUUUCCCAGGACCUCCAGCUCCUAAUGGACAGCCCCCUCCUGUGCCUGGAAUGGAGGACCAAUCAUCCACCUACCCUUCUCAACCUCAGCCCCCACCUCCUGCUACCCCUCAGCCCCCCCAGAGCCCAACCACCUCAGAGAAACCCCCUCCUCCCCCACCUCCGUCCAUUCCUCCUCCACCCAACUCCCAGUAUCCCCCACCUCCAUCCCAAAAUGCUUACAAUGCCAACAACUCUAUGCCUUACCCACCUGGUGACCCUAACCAAAUGCGAGCUUACAAUCAUAGCCAUGGAAGACCCAACUAUGGACAGAGCUACCAGCCCCAGAACACCUAUCAGGCUUCUCAGAAUAACUCCCAGCAGCAGCAGCCGGGUCAGUACGGACCAGGGCUUGGCAGAGGAGAGGCCAACAAAAACAAAAACCAAAAACAAGGACAGCAACUCUGGCACCGUAUGAAACAGGCACCUGGGACAAGUGCUGUUAAGUUCAAUAUUCCUAAGAGGCCCUAUCAGGUUCAGUGUUCCUUAGUUCCAAAUCAGACCUUCCCUCCUGGAGAGCAACCCUCAGGACUGAAUCCAACCCCUUCCUCACCUGCAACAGCUAAUGCUGCACCUGGAGGUGCUCAGACACGUCCCCAGGACUGGCCCCAGGCCAUGAAGGAGUAUGUGCAGCGCUGUUUCACAGCCUGUGAGACAGAAGAAGACAAAGAUCGCACAGAGAAGGUGCUGAAGGAAGUACUGCAGGACCGACUGAAGGAUGGCUCUGCCUACACCAUUGACUGGACACGAGAGCCAUUGCCAGAAUUGAAGGCCAAGCAGUCCCGUUGGGAGGCUGUGCCAUCCCAGAGGACGUUGGAUAGCUCAAUUAGUCGCGGUGGAAGUACGGUGGCAGCUUCAAGAGGCAGGGGUGGUGGACACAGAUUGGGCCAUUACAGGAAUGUCUUCUCUCAGAGGAGCCCCUCUUCCAGUUCCUCCCGCUCCUCCUCUCGUUCUCCAUCACCCUCACACAGCCGACACAGGGAUCGUAGCAGCCAGAGGCACAGGCGCAGUGAUUCUGGCUCUCAGUCAGACAGCAGCAUAUCCAGUGAUCCUCGACCUCAGCUGUCGCGACGAAAUCAGAAAGGAGGACGUGGCCGUGGUAAUGACAGGGACCGAGGACGUGGCGAGAGGGGACGAGGAAGAGGAGGAAAAGCCAAUAGAGGAAGGAGAAACAUGGAUGACUCUGGUAUGGGCAAAAAAAGGAAAGGUGGAAGCGCUGGUCUGGAUUUCCAUGACCCGAACCGCGAGGCCAAGAAACAAAGCAGAGCAGCGCGCUUCCACAAACAGCUUCGCUCAGAGCCCCUGGUCCUCUCUAUCAGUGCCCUGGACCUGCCCAAUGGAACACAGGAGGGCCUCAGCUGGGAGGACUGCCCCAUUGUGGGAACCUGCCAGGACAUCACAAAGAAUUACCUGAGGCUCACCUGCGCCCCUGACCCCUCCACUGUGCGCCCUGUGCAUGUGCUUAGAAAAUCUCUGCAGGCAGUGAAGACCCACUGGAAGACCCACCAGGACUACACUUACGCUUGCGAACAGAUGAAGUCCAUCAGACAGGACCUUACGGUCCAAGGAGUUCGCACAGACUUCACCGUGGAGGUGUAUGAGUGUCAUGCACGCAUCGCUCUGGAAAAGGGCGACCAUGAGGAGUUCAACCAGUGCCAGACCCAGCUGAAGGCCCUGUAUAAGGAAAAUCCAUCGGAGAACAUUGGGGAGUUUACAGCAUACAGAUUGCUGUAUUACAUCUUCACUAAGAACUCUGGAGAUUUGACCACUGAACUGGUGUACUUGACUCCAGCACUGCGGGAGGAUGACUGUGUGGCUCAUGCUCUUGCUCUCCGUGCUGCCUGGGCUCUUGGCAACUAUCACCGUUUCUUUAAGCUGUACCUGGCAGCCCCACGCAUGGCCUCUUACCUCAUUGAUAAGUUUGUAGAGAGGGAGAGAAAGAUCGCCCUGCGGGCCAUACUUAAAACAUUUAGACCCGAUUUGCCGGUGCAGUAUGUGCAGUCCACACUGGGCUUCCCUUGUUUAGACUCCUGUAUGGCCUUUCUUACUGGGCUAGGGGUCACCUUCUUCCCCUCUGACCCCAACAAGAUAGACUGCAAAGCCAGCUCAGCUGUUUUGGCUGCGUCCUGAGGGGGGGGGAAUGAUGCAGGGGAGGGGGGGUGCUCAUAAAGGGAAAUACUUAAGGACCAGCAAGGAGCCUCUUAUAUGAAUGCACUGCACUUCAGACACCUCAGCCUAACCAGUUGAGAUAGAGUAGUACUGAGAAAUCCCAUAGAAAGAUGUACACUAGCUGUCUCUGCUGCAAGACCUAAGAUUAGUUUUCAGAACACAGAUUUAAUCAUUUCACUCUCAGAGAUAACAACUGAUUUUAACGUUAGGGAAAUAUCUGCAAACACUACCAGUCAAAUGUUGUAGUUUAGCCUAGUGUCCAGGUUGUUUCUCAAGAUGUAUGUGAUGCCAGAAACAUGAAUAUCAUGUUAGAUUGGAAUAAUCUGUAUUUCCAGCACCGUGAGGCCAAGCAGUAGCAGAAACAGAUCAGGGAGGAGCUUACCCUCAUGGUUCCCUAUCCAUUACCACCCUCAGUUGUCAAAGCUAACAGUGUUUUGUUAUGUUUUUUCCUUCCUCAAGUCAACAGCUCCAAACUCCUGAAGAUUCAAGCCUUGUCACCAAAACAGAAAAGAAGAGCUACUCUUCAAGUCAUUCAUCAGGCCAUCACCUACUUUGACGACAAGCCCAGGAGUUGAGGUCAACUUUGCAUUUUCCUCAAGAGACUGUAAGCCUAUGCUGAUGUGAGGAAAUGCCAGCAAGAAGAGGAGGUGGUUUGUAUGUCCUGUCCUGCCCACUGUUCCCUCUAAUUAUCUGCGAUUCACUCUUCAUCCUGUUCCUGCUUUCCAACCAUACCUCCCAGUGCCAUGGACUGACAAGUCUGGUUCCUGAUUUCAUGAAAUAAUUCGUCCAUUACCUCUUUCCGCUCACAGUUAUGAAACCGUUGCCCAGCAUUUGGAAAAGUGUUCCCUUUGAAAAGUAGCCUAGUCUAUAAUACGUCUCAAUGUGAGCAUUGACUUUAUGUAGAGUAAUGAUGCAGGAAAGUGUUCAACAUGGCAUCCCUGAUCCUCCUAAUUCCCCGGAGCCAGAGUCCCACUUCCAAAUCCCAGUGCAGCCACCGAUACAGAGGGAAUCUGCAGCCUUUGUUUCCAGGUAGAAGUCUCCUGUUGGCACGCGGAAUCCUGGAUAGCCCAGUCAGCACUUUCUUUGACAGCGAAUUACAGCGGUGAAGCACAUCUUUGAGUCAUCGGCUCCAGCCUUAUGACCAUGGAGAUGUCAUCAACAGAGUCGACGAGGACCACUGUCUUCAGAUACAGCAGUAGAUUAAUUCUGCUUACUGAAGCACCAGAGGUUAACCCUGUUGCUUCUCCAUGAAGAAAUGGCAAGAGCGGUUUGUAUUCUCCACCUGGCUCUGGUUGGCAGGCAGAGCACGUAUGUAUGGCUGGUAAGAGAAGGGGACUGCUGUGGAAGGAGUUGGAUGACAACACUGUAGGGAUGUAUGCCUCACGUCCCCUCUGUGUGUGAAUAACGUAAAGGAUAGCUUCCGUCUAUAAAUGAUAUGUUUUUCUCUUUAUUUUUUUAUUUUUUUCCCUCUUUGGACAGCAGUAUUGACCUUCCUCAUUAAAGUGAUUUCGAAGUAGAAAACAUAAUUUUGGAGCUGCAUUCAGCUUUUAACACACAUUCACAGUUAGAUUUUGAUCAAAUUAAUUGAGUAUAAUGCAAAUUUUAAGCGCUGUCUGCCCGAAUUGGAAUGAGUAAGAUCCCAGGGAUAUACAAAGACUUGCUGCUGUCUGAAUGUGAUAUGAUAAAGUAUUCAAAGCUAAACUUGUGAUUUUUACACUUUUGCAAAAAGUCGUUUUCAAUAAAGACGGAGAUUUGAGAUGAAUGAGAAUAGCUCUUUCAUAUCCAGCUUAUUUAAGUAAUUCUGGUGAUAAUAUUUUCCUCAAUUAAACAAAUUGACAGUUCUGCCCACAUAUCUGGUCACAUUAAUUGGAAAUAAACAGUAGAUUUCUAAAGCGGCAGUGGCACCAUAGUUUUCUGAUGUGAUAUUUUGGUCGUUUAUCUUCUAAAAGCUAGUACUGAUCACUACCUAGAUAAAUUGUGAUGGUGGUCAGCAAUAUGUUUUAAACCCUGUGCCAGGAUUUUAAUCAUAAAUGUACAGUUAAUGAUUAGAUCUGCUGAAAGAAGGAAUUUGCAUGUUACAAAAAUAGUGAUGUAAUUUGUUCGACAAGUAUGGGAAUAUUUUUGUCCACUUAAUUGGGAAAGGAUCCUUCUGAUCGCAAGGGUUACAAAACUAGUAAUUAAAACAUGCAAGUAAAUGCACUCACAACUGAACAUUUCAGUAUCAGUUGACUUCAUUUUGGUGCUUAUUUUCCUACUAAACCAACUUGGAUGCUACAAAUUGAAUGGGCAGAAAUAUAAAACAAAAAGACGUUGACAUGUUCCUCACAUUUUCCCCCUUUGUUAUUUCCAAAUCUUUAACCAGUGUUAACUGCUAGUCUAGAGCUCCUGAGCCUGAGGUGUUUAAAUAUGUGGUGUAACUGACUGGAGCAUGAGUUGAUGCAGGCUUACUGUAAAACCUUACUGCUCAUUUGUCUACAGAGUAUAUUUUUGUAAAUAUGUAUGAUAUUGCUGUGAUUUCUUUUCAGUUAGUAUGUAGUUUAAGUUUUUUUGGUUUUUGUUUUGGUUUUGUUUUUUGUUUUUUUUGUUAAUACAAGGGUAAGUGUGACUAUUUCUUUCCUGUGGUGCACAAAACUAUUAGACCAUUUUGUAAAUAUGUAAAUUUGAAUACAGGCCGUGAUAGGUCUGCUGGGUUUAAGUUUUUGCAGAUGUCUUAGCACUAUUACUAUUGCAGUGAUUAUAUUGUGGAGGGGGUUGAUUGUUGCCAGUUUUCAGUACUAAUUUCGUUUAGUGCCACCUGAAAAAAGCCAUUUUUGUUAUUUGCUCUCAAGUCAUUAGAGAACAUGAAUUCUCAAUUUUAUGCAAGAGGCUGCACAGGCUUUCUCAAACCAAAUCUGUGCUGGAUGUCAACUGUAAUGCUUUUUUUCAGAUUAUAUGCCCACCUUAAAAUUGCUAUGUUGAUUUUAAAUCCCUGAACAUAUUCUCUUUGCUGCAUGAAUAGUUAUCACCAUUCCAUCAAAUUCAAAUGGUGAGAAGGUUCUGGUUUGUAAAUUGGUCUAAAUGGACACAUUACCACAGUUUAUAAAUGUCCCUUAACAGUUUCCAUAUUGACAUUUGGGAAGCAAACUCAGUGUCAGCAUUGGGGAGUUAGUGUAUGAUUGAUGCAGAGGUGGUUAGGAACUCAUUAACUAAUUGGACUAUCAUUGCCAAUCAUGUGCAGUAAUUAAAAAAAAAAAAGCACAGAAUGGCCUUCCACAAAAUGAUUAUUUUCAGCUAAGAACAGGGUUGUCAAAUAAGUUUUGUAAACCUGGUUCAUUGCUGUUUUGAAUAUGCUCAUUGUAGAUCACUGUUCAAGCACAGCAUUGAUGAUCUCAACAUGUUCUUCUUCCUUCUCCAUUGAUCUUACCCCCUGACUUCUCUCUGUUCCCUUCCCCCUUCUCUAAACCUUUCUCUUACACACCACCAGACCUCUCACUCUUCUGUUUGUAGUACUGCAUUGCAGGAGCAAACGGAGUGCUAAGUGGGGGAACAUCCUCAGCAGCCUCCUCCAGAAGACAGCCGGAGAGAGCCAAGUGUGAGCAAUCCAGUCUUGGUUUGAUCCACUCGAGUUCAAGCCAUACUGCUGAUAAAAUACAUGGGAGCCUCACAUUAUAUGUGCAAAAUGUUGAUUUGCUGCUAAUGUCAUUAGCUGCUGCUAACCUUAAUCUAAAACAAAUUAUUUCUUUGUUACAGUAAACCUAUCAUGUUUAACUUUGAAACCAGCUGUGUGUUGAUGGGAAAGUCAAAGAUUUGUGGUAUUCUGUUUGCCCAGAUGCAUUUGUAUUUUUAAAUAAUAAACACCUCAACAGUUAACUAGUGAGAGUUGUUGAUGCUGUUUAUAAGAGUAAAAUCAUUUUUUCCCCAGUAUUUAGCAGUUUGGUAGUAUUUAUUUUUAUUUUUGCAUAGAUGUGGGGACUUACUGUAAUCGGAUCUGUGAAAAUAAUUUGCUGUAUAGUUUGAGAAUUGUUUCCUCUUUCUCAAAAUGGAUCUGGACAUACAGAAUAUCUUCCAUUCUUAUCAUCAAAGUUGACCUAUAUUUAGUACAGUUGCUUUUUGUUUUAAUUUAAAUUUUUUGUUUUUGAAGUAUGUGGUUUCAUUUAAGCAGGCUGUCCUUACAUUUUGGAAAAGUGUUGGUGUGUGCGCCCAUGUUGAAUUGCCGUAUUGCUUCACAUGCGAUGGAUUUGUUGAGUGAUGGCUGUUUGCGAUGGCUUGUGUAAAUGUUGGAACCUUUUUACACAGGGAUAAAAUGUAUACAUCUUUUGUCUUUUUCAGCAUUGAGACUACAGAAUAUUUGCUUUUUUAUUUUCCAGUAGAAACUUCACCCCAGACAACUAACAACAUAUAUCUUAAUUUUGAAUGUUUUUCCUCUGAUGCCCCAGUCAUAUUUUUUUCCAGUAUUGUUUUUUUGCUCCCAUGCACUGUAUAUCUCAUCAACCCUUUGUAACUCUUUUCCUUGAUAUUUGGCACUGGAAGACCUCCCAUGUUCCUCACCUCAGCUGUAUUUAUUUCUCACCAUUUUCUUUUGACUCGUUUCCAUUAGAAAUCUCGUCUUUUUCUCUGUUCUCCCUUUUCUCUGUCAACUGGUUCUUAACCUGCAUGUCAUCCCCUCCCAUUUCCUCUUCCCUCCUAUGAAUUUCUAAUCGUUAUCUGUCUCUUCUCAUUCUUCUUUUCCUUUUAUGUUAAGUAUGUUAGUGACAGUGUUUGCUGAGUGCAGCUAGCCACUCUAACUAGUAAGUAUUGUAUUGCAUCUGCAAUGCUUUUAGUUUGUUUCAGCUGACUAACAACUAAAGCUGAAGGUUUAAUGGCAUUGCCCCCUCCCCUCUGCCAUUUUCACACCUCUAUAGAUUUGAUAUGGUAAACUGCCAUUUUGUAAAUAUUGUGUACAAAAUAUCUUUUUGAAGAGCCUAAUAAAAAUAUAAAGGAC